AUGAAUCGACAGCGUGCAGCCGAGAAGGCUUUACAUGAUCAAACGAAUAUUCUGCCGUUUGGGCAGCUUAUGGUUGUCUUCUCUAGCCUAGCAACCUCACUAGUGAUUACUUUCGUGGACCAAAAUGGUAUUAGUGUCACUUUACCGACUAUUGCGCGAGACUUAGGCGCUCAGGAUACAAUCUCAUGGGCUGGGACUUCAUCUUUAAUUGCCAACACUAUGUUUACAGUGCUCUAUGGUCGACUUUCCGAUAUCUUCGGCCGAAAGAUUGUUUAUAUUUCCGCGUUGAUCUUGCUAUGCAUUGCAGACUUGCUAUGUGGUCUCUCGCAAGACCCAGCGAUGUUUUAUGUGUUCAGAGGCUUGGCUGGUGUUGCUGGCGGUGGUGUAACAUCUCUCACAAUGAUCAUAGUCUCAGAUGUGGUCACCCUUGAACAGCGUGGAAAAUACCAGGGGAUCUUGGGAGCGUCCCUUGGCGUGGGAAAUAUUAUUGGACCAUUUAUUGCAGCUGCAUUCAUCAUGCGAUCAACAUGGCGGGGCUUUUUCUGGAUGAUUUCUCCACUGGCCGCCAUCUCUGCUGUCAUCGGAUACUUUCUCAUCCCAAAUAAUGCAAAGAAGGAUGCGUUCCGGAAAAAUAUAUGCCGUAUCGACUGGUUCGGUGUGCUCGCUUCGUCAAUUGGAAUCAUUUUCAUUUUAAUUCCUGUCUCUGGUGGUGGAUCUUAUUUCCCAUGGGACUCUGCCAUGGUUAUCAGUAUGCUUGUCAUUGGUGCCUGCGCCUUCAUUGCAUUUGUUUUUAUUGAAUGGAAAGUCGCUGCUUUGCCCAUGCUUCCCAUGGUCUUUUUUAAGAACAAAGUCAUUGUGGCCCUACUAUUGCAGAGUUUGCUACUUGGUGCAGUAUAUCAGUCCUAUCUCUACUACCUACCCUUGUACUAUCAGAAUGCACGUGGCUGGUCUCCUAUUGUGUCUGCAGCCUUGACAGCACCAAUGGUGGCUUGCCAAUCGAUCGCUUCAAUUUGCUCUGGACAAUAUAUCUCUCGCCUCAAGCGUUAUGGGGAGAUUAUUUGGGUUGGGUUUGGCCUCUGGACUCUGGGUGCUGGGCUAAUGCUCUUAUUUGACCGUCACACCCACCCUGCUGUGAUCGCAGUCUGUGUCGGGGUUGCUGGUACAGGAAUUGGCUUUACAUUCCAACCAACUCUUGUGGCAUUACAGGCACACUGCACCAAGUCCCAGCGUGCUGUGUCUAUUUCCAACCGAAAUUUCUUCCGGUGCAUGGGCGGAGCCUGUGGGCUUGCCAUUUCGGCUGCACUUUUACAGGCAACUCUUCGUUCACACCUCCCAACUGAGCUCUCAUAUCUCGCACACUCAUCAUACUCACUACCAUCUCGGUCCUCUGUCACGGAUUUGCAAUGGGCCCAGAUACUGCUUGCUUAUACCAAAGCUUCGCAUGCAGUCUUCAUUCUACAGGUUCCUUUGAUUGGCAUAUGCUUCCUUGCCUGCGCUUUUGUUCGUGACCGUGGCUUAGAGCGACCAAAAGAACCCGAAGAGAUUGAAGACGAAAAGCGAAAGGCUGAACAGGCCAUAAGAGACCCAGAAGCUGGAUUGCCUGAAUCCCUGCCGGAACAGCGCGAAGCCAACGAGCCCGAGAAAACCGCGGAGAAACGAACAUCUAUGUCAACUCUCGCUGAAUCAUCUAUGCCUCCUUCUCGCGCAGAGCCGGAGCUGUUAGGCUUCGAAGAAAAGAAAAGUGCGGAACAAAAAUAA
Messenger RNA from Penicillium macrosclerotiorum, 1758 nucleotides. RefSeq names its product putative MFS transporter. Gene Ontology annotation, biological process: transmembrane transport. Gene Ontology annotation, molecular function: transmembrane transporter activity. The coding region runs from base 1 to 1758 and encodes 585 amino acids. The transcript is spliced from 3 exons. The record is from RefSeq and is a predicted model, not a curated record. Lineage: Eukaryota; Fungi; Ascomycota; Eurotiomycetes; Eurotiales; Aspergillaceae.